Molecule: messenger RNA, 1158 nt
Organism: Caenorhabditis angaria
Lineage: Eukaryota; Metazoa; Nematoda; Chromadorea; Rhabditida; Rhabditidae
Source: the annotation of a GenBank genome assembly
AUGGGCGAUACAUACAAAGUGGAAUAUUAUAAGGUAAUUAAUUAACUAAAAUAAAAAUAAUUAUUUCUUUUUCAUUUUUUUCAGACGAAGAAAAUCACAUUUGGACCAAUUGAAUAUGUAAUUGUCACGCAAAACUCGAAUGGACCUUGUCCACUUUUGGCUCUUAUAAAUGUGUUAGUUCUCAAAGGAAAAAUACAAUUAGACACAACUGAGCCACAAAUCGGAAAUGAAGAAUUGGUUCAAAUUUUAUCAAAUGUAUUAUUAAUUCCUCCAAGCGACGAAAAAGAAUUGGAAAUUUAUGAAGCAAAUCUGCAAGAUGUUCUUCCAAUUAUCUCAAAUCUUCACAAAGGUUUAGAUGUAAAUGUUAAAUUCUCGAAUAUCAGCGACUUCGAAUUCACUUCAGCUCAAUCGCUUUUCGAUUUACUAAAAGUUAAUUUAUAUCAUGUUUGGUUGCCGGAUCCUCAAUUAGGACCAAUUUAUGAAGCAGUCAAAAAUAUAACCUAUAAUGAAUUGGUUGUUCGAAUUUUCGAUGAAAACGACAAAGAAUAUCAAUUUUUGAAAGAUUUCCACGAUGAUACCAAAAGUCAAAUAACAUUUCAUGGAUUAAUGAAAUUAUGUGAAAAAAUGAAAGAUGGAGAAAUUGCGGUUCUCUUCAGAAAUAAUCAUUUUCACACAAUAUUAAAACGAAGGGUUCGUUGAUUUCAUGAAAAUUAGAAAAAACAACGAAAUUUUCAGGACGAAAUCUUCACUCUUGUCACCGAUGAAGGUUUCUUCGACGAGAAAAAUAUAGUUUGGGAAUCGUUGAGUUCCGUGGAUGGAGAUUCAUUCUUUGUGGAUCCACAAUUUCAUACUUAUAAGUGAGUUUUUUUCGGAAUUGUCUGAAAAUAUUAUAACUCCUUAUGAAAAUAUGUUUAUAGAGAAGUCGUGGUUGCUCAGGAACCCGUCAGAUCUUCACAAUCUUCUCCAAUUCCUUCACAAUCUUCGGUUCCUCCACCAGAAUAUGUCGAACAAUCAGCUCGUUCUCGAUCAAUUCAAGUUUCUCCAACUCAUUCGUCGCAAAAAUCGGACAAGUCUAAAGUUGGUUUUUUUCUGAAUAAGUGGGAUUGGGUAAAAAAUCUCCCCAAAAAAAUUAUUUUUUUUCAGUGCCUCAUCAUGUAA